CAGAGGGGUCACUGCCCCCCCAGUGACCCCCCCGUGCCCCCCCCAGAUCAUUCACUUCCUGCGCACCCGCGCCCACCCCACCAUGGCCAAGCAGACCCCGGUGUUGCCCCCCACCAUCACAGACCAGAUCCGGCUGUGGGAGCUCGAGCGGGACCGGCUGCGGUUCAGCGACGGUGUGCUGUACAACCAGUUCCUGUCCCAGGUGUCCCCAGGUGUGCUGUACAACCAGUUCCUGUCCCAGGUGGAUUUCGAGGUGCUGCGGGACCACGCCCGGGCCCUGGGGGUGCUCGUCUUCGAGAACCCCCCCCGGCGCCUCAUGGUUGUCACCCCCCAGGGGCACCCCGACGUCAAGAGGUUCUGGAAGAGGCAGAAGCAGAGCUCCUGAGCCCCCCCCAAAAAACCCCAAAAAUAUCCCCAAAAAAUACCCCCCAAAAAUACCCCAAAAAACUCCCAAAAAUACCCCAAAAAA
Messenger RNA from Corapipo altera (White-ruffed manakin), 469 nucleotides. RefSeq names its product general transcription factor IIH subunit 4-like. Gene Ontology annotation, biological process: nucleotide-excision repair. The record is from RefSeq and is a predicted model, not a curated record. Gene Ontology annotation, molecular function: double-stranded DNA binding; ATPase activator activity. The transcript is spliced from 4 exons. The coding region runs from base 83 to 385 and encodes 100 amino acids. Gene Ontology annotation, cellular component: transcription factor TFIIH holo complex; transcription factor TFIIH core complex. NCBI's taxonomy places the organism in Eukaryota, Metazoa, Chordata, Aves, Passeriformes, Pipridae.